Molecule: messenger RNA, 984 nt
Organism: Rattus norvegicus (Norway rat)
Lineage: Eukaryota; Metazoa; Chordata; Mammalia; Rodentia; Muridae
Gene: Or6d12
Product: olfactory receptor family 6 subfamily D member 12
Exons: 1
Coding region: 1-984 (327 amino acids)
Biological process (GO): signal transduction; G protein-coupled receptor signaling pathway; detection of chemical stimulus involved in sensory perception of smell
Cellular component (GO): membrane; plasma membrane
Molecular function (GO): G protein-coupled receptor activity; olfactory receptor activity
Source: RefSeq, marked reviewed
AUGGAAUGGGUGAUGGCUGAGGAGACAAGGAAUGGGACUUUGGUCCAGGAGUUCAUCCUUGAGGGGUUCCCUGUAGCUGAGCACCUGAGGAUCCUCUUCUUCCUACUGCACUUGCUGGCCUACUUGGCCUCCCUCAUGGGCAACAUGCUCAUAAUUACCAUCACCUGUGUGGACCACCGACUGCAGACGCCCAUGUACUUCUUUCUCAGCUCGUUCUCCUUUGUGGAGUGUUGUUUUAUAACUACUGCUAUCCCCCAGCUCCUCACCAUCCUUCUGUCAGGGAGGCAAAAAAUUUCCUUUGGGGCCUGCUUCUCACAGGCCUUUGUCUAUCUUGUCCUUGGGGCAACAGUUUUUUUCCUUAUGGCUGUGUUAUCCCUGGACCGCUUUCUGGCCAUCUGCAAACCUCUACAUUAUCCAACAAUCAUGAGCCCAAGGAUGUGCUUCCUUCUCGUUACUGUCUGUUUAUUUUUGGGCUUCCUCUUCAUGGCCAGUCCAGUUGUGAUGCUUUCCCAGUCAUUUUACUGUGGCCCAAACAUUAUUCCUCACUUUUUCUGUGAUUUUGGACCACUGGCAAAUCUCUCCUGUUCAGAAACCAGGUCUAUUGAGAUGCUGUUUUUUACCCUUGCUAUAAUUGUGCUUUUUGCUUCCUUUCUUAUAGCCAUCUUUGCAUACAGCAAUAUAGUAGUCACCAUAGUGAGACUCCCUUCAGCCAGGGAGCGACAGAGAGCUUUUUCCACCUGUUCCUCUCAUCUCAUUGUCCUCUCUCUAAUGUAUGGCAGCUGUGCAUUUAUAUACCUGAAGCCAAAGCAGAGAAGCAGAGUGGACAGCAACAGAGAGGCUGCUCUUGUGAACACAGUAGUGACACCCCUUCUGAAUCCUGUCAUCUACACCCUGCGCAACAAGCAGGUCCACCAGGCUCUCAGGGAUGCUCUGUCCAGGCUUCAAUUACACAGAUAUCAGAGGAGGAAGGCUCCUUUCCUUUGA